CCGGGUUGACAUCAGAGGUGAACUUUUCCUCUCGAAUCUCGACUGGAGCGACUCUGGACGUGGGAUGUUUUGGGGGGUCGUUUAGCGGGAUAAGGAUGUGAUGGGAGCGGCGGUUCUAACGGAGGAACACGUCCUUGUUACAUGAUAAGAGAGAAAAAUGGAGAAUGCAAGUGACUUCAACGCGACUGCUCCUUUAAUUUCCGCCGGAGCUCUGCGAGCGCAGAUUGUUGAGAACCCGCUGCAGGCCUGUUGGAGUUGGAGCACAGCUCACGUUUGUAACUAUCUCCUGGGAAUCAUCAUCUCCAUAUGUGGGAAUGUCCUCAUCAGCGUUUCACUCAACAUACAGAAAUACGCCCAUGUCCGUCAGGCUCAGCGUGGCUCCAAACCGUAUUACACGUCGAGGUUAUGGUGGUCUGGUGUCGUCCUGAUGGGUGUCGGGGAGCUGGGGAACUUUGCAGCCUAUGGUUUUGCCCCAGCAUCGCUGAUUGCCCCACUGGGCUGCGUGUCUGUGAUAGCCAGCGCUGUUAUAUCUGUGGUUUUCCUCAAGGAGACGGUUCGAGCUUCUGAUGUAGUUGGUGGCAGCCUGGCCAUAACUGGAACGUACCUCCUGGUGACCUUUGCCCCUCACGCAUCCACACACAUCACGGCUCAUCUGGUCCAGUACUAUGCCAUCAGCUGGCACUUCCUGCUUUACCUCUUCAUCGAGGUCGUCCUGUUCUGCAUUCUGCUCUAUCUGUACAAGAGGAGGGGUGUGAAGCACAUUGUCAUUGUGAUGCUGCUGGUGGCCCUGCUCGCCUCCCUUACGGUCAUCUCGGUCAAAGCCGUGUCAGGGAUGAUCACAGAGUCGAUAACGAGCCAGCUGCAGCUCAUCUAUCCCAUCUUCUACGUAAUGCUUGUCGUCAUGGUGGCCUCUUGCGCUUUCCAGAUCAAAUUUCUCAAUCAGGCAAUGAAAAUGUUUGACGCCAUAGAGGUGGUUCCCAUCAACUUUGUGUUUUUCACUGCGAGUGCCAUUAUUGCAGGGAUAAUAUUUUACCAGGAAUUUGAAGGUUUGGCUUUGCUGAAUAUAUUUAUGUUCUUAUUUGGCUGUCUUCUGUCCUUCAUCGGAGUUUUCCUGAUAGCCAGAAACAGACCAAAGAUAAAGCAACAAGAUCGCACUUUUAUUCCAAUGGACAAGAUUCCUGGGAAAAGGAACAUAGACAAAGUGCAGCCCGAGGCAAAGACCCAAACAUACGGAUCACUGGCAGCCAAGCUCAUGUGCAACAGAGCCGGCCAAACAGACGACUGAUAGGAAGCCUCUCCAUCUGUCAGGACUGCUGCUUUACUCGGUUUGGGAGUGAGCUCAUUUUACAGGGUUCAACAAAAUGUCUUAUUAAAAACAGCACAAAUCUAGAAGAGAAAUAUUUCUCUGUAUAAUUGUCACCAGUCUGGAAUAUCCUGAUGAGGAAAGAUUAUUUGAAAAUUAAACUCUUCAUGAUGGCACUAAAAUGUCAUAUCCUUCAUUGGCUGCAAUAAGAUAAAAAAAAAAAGAAUAUAAGCAGGUUUUUGCAGACCUGAUGUCUCAAUAGUCUAUGAAUCAAAAGUGCACUGCUGCCCUCUAAUGGUAGGAAAAGAACACCUGAUUGCACUUGUUAUUCUUUAAUGAUCAAAUGUAAAUUUACAUAAUUUAAAAAGAGAAAAAGUAAACUUUAAAGCAGU
Messenger RNA from Poeciliopsis prolifica (blackstripe livebearer), 1695 nucleotides. RefSeq names its product NIPA-like protein 2. Gene Ontology annotation, cellular component: membrane. Gene Ontology annotation, biological process: magnesium ion transport. Gene Ontology annotation, molecular function: magnesium ion transmembrane transporter activity. The coding region runs from base 158 to 1285 and encodes 375 amino acids. The record is from RefSeq and is a predicted model, not a curated record. NCBI's taxonomy places the organism in Eukaryota, Metazoa, Chordata, Actinopteri, Cyprinodontiformes, Poeciliidae. The transcript is spliced from 12 exons.